This is a messenger RNA of Bactrocera dorsalis (oriental fruit fly), 7772 nucleotides long. It is a transcript of the gene Zdhhc8, whose product is annotated as palmitoyltransferase ZDHHC8. Bases 1281 to 3956 code for a protein of 891 amino acids. The record is from RefSeq and is a predicted model, not a curated record. Lineage: Eukaryota; Metazoa; Arthropoda; Insecta; Diptera; Tephritidae. The transcript has 10 exons. Gene Ontology annotation, molecular function: palmitoyltransferase activity. Gene Ontology annotation, biological process: protein palmitoylation.
GACUUGAGGAAAUUGUACGAAAACGAGCGAUCGAGCGAAUGCGUGUGAAUAUGGAGCGUUGUGAAAAUUCUUCAAAUUAAUAAAUAAAUUGUACGAAAAACGCGAACAAUUUUAUAUAUAUUAAUAAUAACGCGCGUAGUGUGUGUAAUAUUUAAAAUUUUGUAAGAAGAAAGCUUUUAUCUAUGCGGUGGUGUCAUAUUAGAAUUUCUUAUAGUGCUGUCAGCUGCAAGGUGUAGCGACACGGUUGAAGAAAAACUCGCUGUUGGUUGCCUAGCGCAUAUACGUGAAGGAAACUCGUCGUCCGUGGUCAUUUUCAAGGAGAAACUGCAAAUCCAGCAAUGUGAAAUUCCAACAUAUAUUCACAAAUAUGUUUUUAUAGUUUUAUAUCUUAAGAAUCGUUGCCAAUUGAUUUGGUUUAAGGGCAUAGUUAGACAAUGGCAGGCGUAGACGUGAGUUAAACAGUUGGAAAAUUCAAUAAGCAAGCGAAAAAAAAUGAAAAUUGGAAGUGCAUCAUUUGCCAUGUUUCGCAAGGGCAAUGUGCGGCAAUGGCAUAUUGCUUGAAGUGUAAUGUGUAGUUGAAACGAAAGUAGUGGAAAGUGUAGAAUUUAAAAAGCUGAAUUGAAAUACAAAAUAAAAGCUUUAAAUAUAUAAUACACAAAAAGUCAAGCAGAAAAUAAAAAAAUACAAAAAAGGCGACAACCAGCGAUUGACGUACGAGAAUUGUUAAAUAGCCGUGCGGUGCGCGUCGGACAACAAAGUGGUGUGCAUAAUAAUGCAAACGGCGGGGUGAAGUGCAAUCCGGUUAGUCGAAAAAAGUUUGUGUAAAUAAAAAAUAUACAAAAUUUCCCAAUAGUAAAUGUGUACAAACGUAAACAUUUUUAUAAAAAAAAGUAAACAAAUUACAAAUUUUAAUUGAUCUACCAAUAAAGAAAUCUAAAAGUGUAUAUGCAGCUCUUCCUAAAUGAAAUUUUUUCUCCUUUAUAUUAACUCAUCUAGAAAUUUUUCUGACAUAAUUAAAGCACCAUCUAAAACAAAUCACAUUGGAAAGCGCCCGCUUUAGCUUUGUUAUUGUGACUAAAGUGUUUUUACUAGCGUGUAUUUAUAUGCACACCUUGCGCUUCCAAUUUUUCUACUGCAACAAUUGCCGCUUUACUUAAAAUCAACAGCUGUUACCUCAUAACUCCUCUAUAAUUUCAACGUUUGUUUGUGUAAAAAAUAUCCGUUGUAAUCAAAGUAAAACGGGUGGGGAAAAAUAAUAAUUCUAUUAGUUUAGUAACAGAAUGCCCAAAUGCGACAUGAAGACUCGCUACAUUCCUGCUACAUUUGCCUGGAUUCUAUUGCUGUCCACGACGUUUCUCUUCUUUUUCUAUCCCUGCCAAUACUAUUUGAAAAGCCAUCUAUGGGUACCGGCAUAUCAGGGUGUCAUCACAUUUUUCGUUUUGGCCAAUUUCUCAUUAGCGACAUUCAUGGACCCCGGUGUCAUACCAAAAGCAUCGCCAGAUGAGGACCGGGAGGAGGAAUUCCGUGCACCGCUUUAUAAAAAUGCCGAAAUCAAUGGCAUCACCGUCAAGAUGAAAUGGUGUGUGACUUGUAAAUUCUAUCGUCCGCCACGCUGUUCACAUUGUUCCGUAUGCAAUCAUUGCAUAGAGACAUUCGAUCAUCAUUGCCCUUGGGUGAACAAUUGCAUUGGACGUCGCAAUUAUCGUUUCUUCUUCUUCUUUUUGGUUUCACUGUCUAUACACAUGCUGAGCAUAUUUUCAUUAUGCUUAUUUUAUAUAUUGAAGAUAACGCCAAACAUCAGGGAAACAUCGCCCAUAGUAGCUAUGGUGUUGAUGGCUAUAGUUAUAAUCCUAGCGAUUCCGAUUUUCGGGCUUACCGGUUUUCAUAUGGUGCUCGUAUCACGUGGGCGCACAACAAACGAACAGGUCACUGGCAAAUUCAAAGGUGGAUAUAAUCCAUUCUCACGUGGCUGUUGGCAUAAUUGCUGUUACACGCAGUGUGGACCACAAUAUCCAAGUCUUCUUAAGCCAGAAAAGUAUGCCGCUCGUCGCUCACACAAGGACGGUCAGGGUAUUAGUGUUAUCACCACCGAACGGCGGACGAAUCAACAGGGCAGCAGUAUGCGGGGCAACAACACACCCGGCAAUGUGCCACGUUCACCACGCGAAACGCUGAAAAACUAUUACGAUAGGGACAAUCGACACACUCAGGUAAAGACUUAUACGGACCAGGGCAAUGGUUAUAAUCAACGGUCGGGCAGCACAACGCUUUAUAGUAAGCUGUCGCCUGGACGUGAAUGUUCAGACACCGAUAUGGAGCCGCAGGCAUCGCAGAGUCAAGAUUGUGAGCCCACACCGCCACUGCAACGACACAAUUCGACAAAUUUCUACUUGCCCCAAGUGGAGGCAGGCGUGAGCAAUAUGAAUAACGGUGGCAUAGCGACCGGUGCGGGCAUGAUGCCCAACGCUGGUGGAGGUGGAGGCGGCGUCGUUGGCGGCGGUGGUGGUGGUGGCGAUUCACCACGUCACAUGCGCAUGUAUCAUCCGCGACACAGUCCACUAGCGCGUCAGCGCGGUUUGGAGCCACAACGCGGCUAUAAUCCCGCCGAUCCAUUGUCGCCCGAUCAUCCCGCUCAUCCGAGCAAUCAGGGCGCACAGCAACAACAACGCAGUGGGACAACUGCAACGCCCACAAUGCAGCAACGAAUAAAACCGUUGGGUGUGGCAACACCACUGGUGAUGGCAAGUCCCGUCAGAAGAUCCAAUCCUGGCACGCCCACCCAACCAAGACGACCCGACUUCAUUGGUCUGAAUACACAGCAGCAACAGCAACAGCAGCCGUCGCAGACCUAUUACGAGUAUACGACCGGCUUACCGCCGCAGCAUCCACAACCGCCAACGAUUCAACAGCAACAGCAAAUGCUUUUGCAACAACAACAACGUGCCAUGAUGCAACAGCAUCAACAACAGCAGCAACAACAACAACAAGUUCCACUAACACAUCACCAGCAACAGGUGUUGGCAUCGCAGACCUACGGCGGCAGCCCACAACGCCGUUUCCUCUCCGAAGGUGAACUGGUACGCCAGGGCGCGAACGAGCUUUCGUAUGCGCGCUCCAACAACACCGUGGACAAUAUACGCGAAUUGGCCGGAAGUCCACAGCGCGGCGUCUACAUGUGGAAGGACACAUCGCCCGGUUUCAGUAGCAGUAGCGGCAGCGCUAGCGGCGCCGGCGGUGGCAUGCCACCCUCUUCCAUGGGCAUCGGCAGCAGUGCUGGCGGCACAAUGGGCAAUAGCAUACAUCACGCACAGUACAUCACAGUCGGCGGCAGCGGGCAGUCGCAUCCAUUGAUCAUGACGCAUUCGCGCAUGCAUCAGCCAGGCGAAUAUAUGCCAGCUACGCAACAACAACAGCAACAGCAAUAUCGCUCUAAUCCAACCAGCCCCACAACCAUGCCAGCCACAUCGUCCUCGACCAACGCGCCAACCUAUAUGAUGCGUUACGGUGUCGGCAAUGCCGUCGCCUCACAGCCAAAUAACUACGUGCACACAUCACAGGCGCUCACGAAUUCGACCGUCGGCGGUUAUCAGCCACAAUUGCGCGGCGGCGUGGCCGUCUUUCCACCCAAUCCCAGUGGGCCGGGUGUGGGCGUCGGUGUAGGCGGCGGCGCCGGCAUCGUCACACAACUGCAAACACAGCCAUCGCCGCAAGUGAAGCGAAAACAAACACCCACGCGCCCCAUGUCAUUUGUGCGCGCACUCGAAAUGACCGAUUCGAUGGAAAUGCAAACGCUCGAGCAGCAGCAGCAGCAGCAACAAGGUCGUGGCGUCGGCAAUAUGCCGGCAUCAGCCGUUGGCGGACCGGGAGCACAGCAUUUGGUGGGCGGCGCACGCACCACCACACCGACACCGGAGCGCGCGAGCGUCUACGAUAUGAAUUACGAGAUUUCCGUAUAACCCGUGGUUGUGCCGGUUGUCGUGCCACCCGCCUCGGUGACCAUCUCGGCAACGGCUGCAGCGUAUGCGCGCAAAAAGGGCGCAAGCGUUGUGGCCAGCGCCGCCGAGCCAUCGGCGUACGCAUCAGUGCCAGUUAUGGCGGCGAAUACGCCCAACAGGCGCAAGUUCUCCACAUUCUUUUAGAAUGAACGUUGGUUGGACGCGACCCUGUCUAGGCUAUAUUGCCAGCCAGCAAGCUAAUAUUUAGUAAUAAUAUAGCACAUUAUAGUUAUUUUCUUUACGUUUUUCGUUUUACCAAAACCCGAACCGAUUUUAAUACCGAGUCAUUUAUACAUAUGUAUUAUAUAUUUCUCUACACAUAAACACACACACAUACACACUUAUAUAUACACUGCUACCAAACGCAACUAUACGCAAACACAGUUCCGUAUCGCCAAAUGUAAAUAUGUAUACAACCUAAGAUACACCUCCUAUGAUUACUACCUAUGAUGUAUAGAUUAGGGUGUACAUUAUUUUCCAAGUGUUUUUUGUUUUUUUUUUGGCGAACGCUUGCUGAAGUUUCAGUUUUGCCUCUAAAAAGGGUUGGCAUGUAAACAAGCUCUUUAUUUUACAUUUUUACAUUUAAAACGUGGCUAUUUCUUUUCUUAUGUAUACAGCAUGCGAUUUUUUGAUAUUUUGCAUUAAUCAACUACAUCUUCAACUUUGAAAAAGUGAUAUUCUAAUACAAAAUUGUCCGCUGUACAAAAAAGUUCCUUAUGAUUUUUUCCAUAAAAUCACUCGUUUAAAAGUUACAGGCAAUUAAAGUUAUGCAUCAAAUGUACUGAGAUAUGAAUGCUCUAUUUAGGUAUACUUUCUGCGUUGCUCAUACGACAUGGUGUACUACAUGCAUGUUGUAUAUUUGAUACUAAACUUUAAUUGUGUAUAACUUUUAAAGGAAUAUUUUAGGAAAAUAUUAUUAAAACAUUUAUUAUAGCGUAUAUCAGCGUAAUAGAGGGAGAGUGGAAAGAAAAGAGAGAGAGAGUUUUGUUUUGGAGUUUUGCAAAAGCACUAAUAGUCUGAUGCAAAAUGUAUAGAAUAAGAGAAAAGAUUUGUGGACGAUUUAAAUUGAUAAUAAAGAGCUUCUUUAUAUUGAAUUCUUCUUUUGAGCACCAAAACUGUAACUUUAGCGGGCGUUGGCAAAAAAUGUAAGUCAACUUGUGGAAAUAAAGGGCACCCUAAUAUACAUACAUACAUAUACUUUAUGAUAAUAGUUGUAAAAACCUAAAAAUAUGCGUGUGUGCACACGUGAAUGUUUAUUUACACACGUCACAUUUAUAAGUUCAGCCAUUGCAAAGGAAUUUGUGAAAUAAAUUUUCUCUCAAUGUUUAAUUGUCAAAGUUUUAAAUAUGUAUGAAUUGUUAAACCGCUUUUAAAAAUAUUUAUUGAAAACCACACAUAACCAUAACAUUAAAUAUGAUUUAAUUAAUUGUUGUAAUUACAAAGUGCUGAGACCUAAUGUAAUGUUGUUGCUGCGACAAUAACAAAAGCAAUGCCAAACAGUUGUGCGCAUGAGAUUAUACGGCUUUGCUGUGGUGGCCGCUGAAAAGUGCUGUGUGGUUUAAAAAUUUUAAAUUUAACUGGUUUUUAAAGUUCAUAAAAAAGUCAAUGUUCAAAAUUUUUAUUUUUUGAAAAUUUUUAACUUUUGCAUUUUUUAUAAAAUUAAACCUAUUUUCUGAAAGUUUUAAAAAAUAAAAAUUUAUAAAAUCGAUGUUCUUAGAUUUUUUCAAAUAUUUAAAAUUUUCCAUUUUUUUACAUUCAAAAUUAACGUUUUUUUUUUUUGAAAAUUUAGAAUCAUAAUUAAAUUUAAAAUUACAAUUUACCUUUUUUUUAAUUUGAACAUAAUUUGAAAAAUAAAACUUGAAAAACUUAAAAUUCACAAGUUUUCCAAAAUUUUUUUAUAAUUUUGGAAUCAUAAUUUUUAAUUUUAACAGCACACACUCAUGCAAACACCACAUCAAAUAUGUAUAAUCUCACAUUGAACACUGUUUGGUAAAAACCUGUGUUUUGUUGCAAAGUGUAAUUUAUCAAUUUUUUUCAUUAUAAAAUGUAAAUUACCGCAUGUUGUUUGCUUAGCAUACAUAUAUUGACAACAACAACACAUUAGCUGUAACGAAAACAAAAGUACCCUUAGUCCAUCCCAGUGAGGGUAAACGCCAUUUUGCGAUGGUCUGAUUGCCUUCCACAUAGUUAUUUGCCGGCCAUUUAGUAUACAGUCCACCAUAGCGACAGUAGUACGGUUGAGAAGCCCUAAUAAGUAUAUAUUUGAGUACGAGCAAGUGCGCAUAAAAAAAAAAACAAAAAAAAUAUAAAUUAAAACUGGAAAACAUAAAAAACCAGCGCGGCGCCACGAGAGUUUUGAGUAAAUUUUAGAAAAGUUUGCAUUCACCUUAGUUACAUCAUAUUGAUGUUUAAAUUAAUGAAGCAGAUGGGGAUUGCACACUUUCUUUGUACAUAAAUAUGUAUAAUUAAAAGAAAAUAAUUUCCCGUUUUUUUUCAACUAAAACUUGCUUGAUUUGCCCCGCUGUCCAUAAGCGUUAUAGUUGCGGCUGGAUUGUGUGGCUAGAAAAGAAAUUUGUAAACAUUUUAGCAUGUCUUGUGAGCAGUCAUUUUUUAAUUAGAAACUUUUAUAUUUAUAUUUUUAAUUAAUAUGAAAGUUUUGGCCAACAAACAGCUGUUGAAUUAUACGAUGUAAAAUACUGUUAGAUUGAUUGUGAGUUUACAGCAAAACAAAUUGAUUGCGCGUUGCCAGCAAGAAAAAGUUAAAUGCGAGCUUCUAAAUUCUAAAAAGCAUUAUUGUUAAAACUAAAACAAUGUAAGUUACAGAAAGCAUUGUAGCUUAAAAUUCUAAAAUUUUUUCUCAAAAUUUAAACUUCUGUGUUUUAAAUAAUUAAAAAAAAAUCAUUAAAAUCUAAAUUUUUCCCCCUGUUUUAGGCUUUAGCUGUUCAGCUUGUUUUGUUAAAUCUCGCGUUCUGCUCACUUAAUUACAAGUCCAAUAUAUAUGCAAAAUCCUUUUAUUCAUACAUUUGUGUGUCAGCUGCUUCACCAACAACCCAAAAAUUUACUCAAUUUAUUAUGCAAUAUUAAAAAUUAAUUUUAAAAUUACUCUAAUUUUGAGUAAAUCGAAAGGAACUCGUGCGAAUGUGCUAAGAACUGAUAUAUGUAUGUAUCUAAAUUGUGUAUAUGUGUUAUGCUGUUCGAAAAAAAAUUUAAUUAAAUUAAAAAAAAAAAACGAAAAACUAUUAAAAAAUAAUCACAAUCCAAACUCAACUAAACACACACGCCAUCUUUAACUAUUAUAUUAUAAAUUUCGGUACGUAACAUAAGUGUGUAAGCAAAGAUGAGAAAAACAAAAAUAAGCAAAGCGCAAUAAAAGCGACAAAUCUGUAAAAAACAUAUUCUUACUAUUAGCAAUUCUUCUCAACUAACUAGUGGCAUUUAAAUAAUAAGCUAAAGCUAAAGCUAACAAUUAAACAUUAGAAAAUGGAGAGAAGAACUGUAAGAACCUUAAAGGUAAAGUUGUCGAAAACAAAUAUUAUAUAUUAACAAAUUUAGUUUAUACAUUAUUAGUGUAAUUAAAAAAUUAACUAAAACAUAACUAAGCGUACUAUAUUAAGAAUAUAAAAAAAAGAAACAUGUAUAUGGAUUAUAGAUUUUAAGGAAUUAUAUUCUUGUAUGUAUAAAUAGUGUACGCCCAUAUGCAUAAAUGCGAGCGAAAAAAAUUAAUGGAGAAUAAAUGCAGCAACAAUUUUGAAGUGGAAAUUCAAAAGAAAUGUCAAA